Molecule: messenger RNA, 824 nt
Organism: Phlebotomus papatasi
Lineage: Eukaryota; Metazoa; Arthropoda; Insecta; Diptera; Psychodidae
Exons: 3
Coding region: 51-428 (125 amino acids)
Source: RefSeq, a predicted model, not a curated record
UUGUUGUGUGCUUAAAGUAUCAAAGUGAUUUUGAGAAUUUUCAGCUGAAAAUGUUGGCUUCCGUGCUUUUAAUUUGCAGUAUUUUCUUUGUGAUUUCGCAAGGACUUCCCAUGGAUAUUGAACUAAGAAUGUCACCAGUGCCGAUGGAUCCUAACAAUCCUGACUUUGGUCCAGACUUUUCAAUGCUUGCACCCAAUAUGGAUGGUAAUGGACCAUUUGAUGGAGCACAAAUUGCACCACCCUUUGAGAGUGAAGACUCGCAGAGAACUCGUAGAAGUGCACCAACCCAAUCUGGUCAAGCUGGGGAACGCGGUGGACCCUCGGGAUCCACAAAUCCGCAGGAACUUCCUGGAAAACUUAAGGGAGCACUUGGAAGCCGAACGGGAAGCCCAGGAAAAUUAGGAAACAUGGCAAAUAGGAAACCAUGAGCAAUGCUAAAGAACCCAUGGGAACUCACGGGAUAUUCUUGAGGAAUCACUCCAAUCACCCACAUAGAUUUCCUCGGGAAAUCGGGAACUCGAACAUCCUUAUUUACAUACAAAUUUAUCUUUGACCACUUCCCAAUGUGUAACCAUGAGAUACUUCUUGUAGCAUUUUGAUAGAAAAAUCCAAUAAAAUAACAUGGACUUAACAACAAAUUGCUAAAGAUGAAAAAAUCUCUCCAUAUGCGUCUCGUCAUAAUCAAUGAGAGUAAGAAACACAUCGUAUCUACCCAGCAAUUCCACAAGUAGUAGUUUUAUGAAUGAAAUUCAACAAACUUUACGAUACGUUAUUGCUUGUUUAUUUACAUAAUCUUCAGACUCUUUUUUUCUUAACUCUUAAAC